Molecule: messenger RNA, 1844 nt
Organism: Nylanderia fulva
Lineage: Eukaryota; Metazoa; Arthropoda; Insecta; Hymenoptera; Formicidae
Product: FAST kinase domain-containing protein 4
Biological process (GO): regulation of mitochondrial mRNA stability
Source: RefSeq, a predicted model, not a curated record
UUUCAAAAUAAAUUUUGGCGAUGCAUGCAUUGCAAACUUUUUGCCUUGAGCUGCAUCAAAAUGUGUUCGAUAUUCGGCUCUAAUCUUUUUCAUGUUCUAUGGUCGGGAACAUGGUGAUCAUCUAACCUAAAUAUGCACCUGCUGCACCGGAGAUAGUUAACAAUAAUUUUUGACUUUGGAGGAUAAUGACAAUGCUGCAGUUUAGUGCGACACUUUAUACCGCGACUGCAAGACUCACACCUCGUUCGUCCUGGCGUUUUACUGCACUCAUAGCUAAUAACUCCAGCACAGCAGUGACCAGCGAACACUCUGCUGUUUCUGCGAAGGAAGAUGAUGCUACUAAAUUCGCAGAAAUACAGGAUAUCUCACAGAAUGAAGAGAAGCAGCAAUCUAAAAAAACAGGAAUCCAUACAAAAUUUUAUCCAUCGGAAAAGAAAUGGUCCAGUGAAAGUGACACAAUAUUUUCCAAAAAAUUUCAAGCUGCUAAGUCUAUAAAUGAUUUGCUAGAUUUGGCACUGCUGCAAAAUCUGUCCAUAAAUAAUGCAUUAAAGCUUAUUUCAAGUAAUAAUCAGAUAAACAGUGGCAAAUCGCAAAUAGCCAAUAUUGAAGCUGAUGAAAGAUUUACUCUCAGAAAGAUUGUUAAAAGUGGUAGCGAGAUUAGAACAUCAGAAGAUUCUUCACAGUACUCUGACUUAUCUACACCUGCAAUGAUUGAGGUGAUGGCAACAUUGAGAGAACAAGGAAAUAGACAUACACCACUAUUAAGGAUGCUAUCAUACAAUAUUGUCAAGUAUAACAUAACAUUAACCAUGAAACAAAGUGCAACUUUGUUGUAUAGCAUGGCUAUAUUAAAUUUUCCAGAUAAGAUUUUGUUGGAAAAAAUUACAUCUGAUUUAUUGAAAUGUAUACCAAAAAGUACCAAUGUUAAUACAAAUAAAUCCAUAAUAACAUCACUUGGAUUUCUCCGUUACAAAAAUGAGGAAAUACUUAAGGCAUUCUGCAACACAUUCUUCAAGGAAUCAAUCAAUUAUAAAUUUCAUGAUUAUUCGUCGAUAUUGCAAACGUUUGCAGCUCUACAGUAUAAAUCAGAGUGCGCAAGCUCGCUUAUCAAGAAUUUCACGGAACAAUCAGAUCCAUUUUACACAUCUGUGGUGGAAUGGUUGGAUAUUGUUUGGGCCUUAGCGGUUUUAGAUGCAGUACGGCCGCGACAUAUAGAAUUCGUACUAGAUCCUACAUUUAUGGAAAGGUUAAGCGGUUCUUCCAAACUAAAUAUUUCAAAGAUAAAAUUAUUAAACAUUAAUGCCAUUGCACAGUUUAUACUGAAAGAUUAUAAAGGACCACUUUUGGAUAAAGAUUCAGAAGUUUUUAAUGUACCUUUAAUUAGAGCAAAGGAAAAACAAGCGUAUAUAGAUGCGUUAUCGGAAACACUAACAAAGCUGCUGCCUUCUCAGUCUUAUUUCAAAACAGAUAUUAAUACGAACAUGGGUUUUUUACUAGAUGCAGAAUUUCGUAUAAAUGAUCAACAUAAAUUUAUAAAGGUGGAAGAUUGGAAUAAACAAUCUAAAAAUGUAAAAAGGAUAGCAAUAAUGAUGCACGAUUACCACGAUUAUUGUCGAGGACAGAAAGAUCUCGUAGGAUCGGUGUAUUUAUACACUCAAUCUAAAGCCAGAGGUUACAACCUUAUAACAAUUUCCUAUGAAAAUUUCAGUGUACAGGACAAAAUUGACAAACGAAUUAAUUACUUGAAGCAAUGUAUGAGUAAUGUACAGGAAAUUAAAUCUAUAUAGUGCAGUAUUGGUUCUAGUCCAAUAAAAUCUAAAUACAUAUAAAAAAUGUACAUAUUA